AUGGAGAGCAAAAAUGAUUUUGCCCAUCAGCUGCUUCCUGGAAACAUGUCUCGUGGGAAGCUCUCCAACGCUGAUAUCACUUCUCCAAAUUACCGAAAGUAUGACAACAAGACAGAUAUAAUCAUUACCUGCAUUUUUGCACAAAAAGGAAAGUGGAGUGACUUGCGCUUGGUCAGAAGGUCCAGGUGGGCACUGGAUACGUAUGCCAACGGCACCAUCCCAGACGGCUUCAUCCUCUUGGGCUUCUCAGAUAAGCCAAGGCUAGAAAUGACCCUAUUUGUGACUGUGUCUGUCUUUUACACAGUCACCCUCGUGGGCAACACCACCAUCAUACUCCUGUCUCACCUAGACCCCCACCUGCACACCCCCAUACACUUCUUCCUCACCCACCUCUCCAUCCUGGACCUCUGCCUUACCGCCAGCUGCAUCCCCCAGAUGGUGGUCAAUUUCUGGGGCUCGGACAAGACCGUCAGCUACCUGGGAUGUGCAGUCCAGCUCUACAUCUUCCUGGGACUGGGAGCUGCAGAGCGUGUGCUGCUGCUGAUCAUGGCCUUCGAUCGCUACAUGGCAGUGUGCCGACCCCUGCACUAUGCAGUAAUCAUGCACCCGCCCCUGUGUCACAAGCUGGCGUUCCUGGUCUGGGCAAGUGGGAUUUUUGGCACCUUGGUGCCGUCUCCCACCACCAUGAAACUCCCCCUUUGCCAUCACCACCGGGUUGACGACUUUGUCUGUGAGGUCCCUGCGCUGAUCCGCCUGGCCUGCAGAGACACACAUAUCAACAAGCUCCAGAUCUCAGUGAUUGGUGCCGUCUUCCUGAUGGGGCUGCUCCUGCUCAUCCUUGUCUCCUACGGCCACAGAGCCCAGGCGGUGCUGGCCAUCCCGUCCCUGGAGGGCAGAAGCAAGGCCUUCUGCACCUGCUUUUCCCAGCUGGUGGUCGUCUUUCUCUUCUACUGCAGUGUCACUGCCGUUUACAUCCGACCCCGGAGUCACUUCUCCCAGAAGGGAGGCAAGUUCCCAAGUCUUUUCUACACUGUGGUGACCCCCACUCUCAACCCCCUCAUCUACAACGUCCAAAAUAAACAUGUCAGCAGGGCUGGCUUCUGGCAGGGCUGGUAUCUCUCCUUGGCCAGUGGAUAA
Messenger RNA from Callorhinus ursinus (northern fur seal), 1137 nucleotides. The record is from RefSeq and is a predicted model, not a curated record. NCBI's taxonomy places the organism in Eukaryota, Metazoa, Chordata, Mammalia, Carnivora, Otariidae.